Messenger RNA from Electrophorus electricus (electric eel), 2471 nucleotides. RefSeq names its product colony stimulating factor 2 receptor subunit beta (gene csf2rb). The record is from RefSeq and is a predicted model, not a curated record. Gene Ontology annotation, molecular function: cytokine receptor activity; protein binding. Gene Ontology annotation, biological process: cytokine-mediated signaling pathway. NCBI's taxonomy places the organism in Eukaryota, Metazoa, Chordata, Actinopteri, Gymnotiformes, Gymnotidae. Gene Ontology annotation, cellular component: external side of plasma membrane.
CAGACACACAAACUCACACAGAAAGUACCUGCAACUGCUACCAUUUGCACACACGAGACAUUAACAUACACUAUGAAUAUCAUUUGAUGUUUGGUUGGAUGGAUUCCCUCACAAUUGACAAAUUGAAAGAAAAAAAGGCUCUCAAGCUGGCCCUAACCUCUCGGAAUGUCUGAGAACCUCUUCGGCGAGGCUGAAUCUCUGACAUCCGACCCCAGUUAAGAUGCACCCUCUCCAGACGCUGAUUGUUACAGCACUCCCUCUGCUGGUCUCAAGCUCCACGCUACAGCAGUGCUUGCAUCCGCGUUAUUUUUCUUCUGUGCUGGACUCCCUCCAGUGUUAUAAUGAUUUAACCACCUACAUACGUUGCACCUGGGAAGAGGAUCCGCAUGCACAUUUCAAUUUGUCAGAAAUCACAGGAGAAUCUCCAUGUGUCUCUGACGGACCCAGUUACCUGUUGCCCAAUGGAAAGACCUUUCGUAGCUGCCUGUAUAAAACUCUAGUGUUCACCUUGAGCUCACACACCUUCUUCUUCAAUGUAUCCUGUCCAUCUAAAGUCACAGUUUUUAAUGUAGCUCAGCAAGGCAAAGUGUUACCUCCAGUCAACCUAACAGUGAGGGGAACUGAAAGUGGAGGCCGAAUGCUGAGUUGGAGUAGCCCCUACUCUUCCAAUCACACACUCACCUACCAGCUCAAGUACAGAAGACAUGGACACGACUGGACCGUGGUGAACACGACUAGCUUUGAGUUGGUGAUUGAGAAGACGGCACUGGUGCCAGGUUACUCUUAUGAGGCCAGAGUGCGAGCUUGUGGUCGUGUGGGCCUGUGGAGUGACUGGAGCCCCCCAGUGUCCUGGACGACUGAGGAAGGUGAGGCUGUCCUCAACUUGCAGUGUGUAUUGGUGGACAUGGGACUUGCGUGCAGUUGGCAGGUGAAGAGAGAGCACGCCCAAGUCCUCUCUUAUUUCCUAUGCUUGAGAGGAGAUGGAAACAAUCAGUGCAAUCAGAGUUGUGAACAAUGCACUGUCCAUGCUGGAGAACUGCAGCACACAGACGCUCUGCUGAACAUCACGUGUUUGGUGGUCAGCCGCACACCUGAGCUGCUGACUGUGGAGAUCCGAAGCAUUCAUGCCAGAAAGGAGUUUCAAGACCAAUGCAACUUCCACCCCCCACGUCCACGCACCGUCCAGGUGGACAACAAGGAUGGCAUUUGGAGAGUGAGAUGGUUCAGGCCCAAGGUCAACAUAAAGGUCGAACUUUUCUACCAAGUGUGUGUCCGACGCAGCAACAUCCAGGCUUCAGAGGAGUGUUACAAUAUCACGGACAAUAUCGUGACAAACCCCCUCAGUUUCGACAUCCCCCACUCCUCCCUCCUGCACCAAACGCAGUACAUGGCUCAGGCCAGAACCCUGCCGGGUGUGGGCCGGUCUGGGAGACCCUCAGAUUGGUCAGAGCCUGUAUAUUUCACUACCGACCCAGCUCCAUCGAUCAACACCUUUAUUUACAUCUCCACUGGUGUGUUGGUGUUGAUGUUCUCGAUCGUCUUGUAUAAUGCACUUCCAGCUUGCCACAGGAAGUUAGAACUGUGGAAAGUGUCUAUUCCUUCUCCAAUUAAGAGCAAAGUCCUGAAGGAAAUGAGCAGUAGAAAGCCUCCUGCUGGCUGGACAUACAGUGCCAAUGAGAAAACCUCUGUCUGUAUCAUGCAGGCCUCAGACAAUCCCAUCAUCUGCCAGGGCAGUAUUUUAGAGUACCCACUUCUGACAUACUCUGAUGACAGCAGUGUAACCAUUGGCAUGAUGAAAGCUGAUUGGACACAUGGGUCCAAUGGCUCCUCUUCCACAGAGGACAGCAGAAUGAUGGACACGUCUGGCAUGAGCUUCCUGGGCCCUUACAUCCUGUGCUGCCAGGAAUCUAUGUUGCAAAGCGAAUUGUCUGACCCAUCUUUCUCUCCUCUGUUGAGCUAUGACAACGAGAAUGCGUUGGAUUCUAAGAGCACCUCAGAUUCUUCCCUAGUAAAGGGAGGCUAUGUUUUCUCCCCUCCAACCAUCCUGCCUUCCACAGAUGACUCUGCUCCAUCGAGUCCACCCAGCCCAAGCAGAGAGCCCAGCCUUUCAGAGCCUCAGAAGGACAAUCCUCCGGCAUACAGCCCCGGCCCCGGGGGAAUGCCCUUUCCUCACCCCUCAGGCUACUGUUUGAUGCCCAGAAUGGACCUGAAUGCGGCAGAUUGGGCACAAGCCUCUGCCUCACCACCAAAGUGUGAUACAGAGAACCAUCCAAGCAAAACCACAGAAGGAGAUGAGCAUGCAUGCAGCUAUGUGACCCUUUCACAGCCUGGGAUCUAAUAUAUUCUCUUUCACUGCUGGUUAUAUAUGCUUUUAUUAUUAUUACUAUUUUCAGAUGUUUGUUUCACCCAGCAGCUUUUCCACUCGCUGAGAGGAAAAGUAAAAUAAAUACUAACAUUUUGAUGAAAAGGAA